UUAGAAACACUUUUGUUUCUACAGGGAGCAUGAAUAUGUGUGCGUCAGUGGCGCGAGCUGCUCGAAUUUUUCCUAUUAUUACACAGUGACAGUUGAAAUUAAUGAGUUCAUUUAAAGUCAUUUAGAAGAAAUAAAUCUCCCAGUGUCCACAAAGUACAACUUUAGCAGCUGAAGUGACAAUGAAGUUCCGAGCGAAGAUAAAUGACGUGGGAUGUCUCAAUCAUUUCACACGUAGGUGUGGUGAAUACCAUUACAAAACUCACAAAGACUUGUGUUGUACGACUUACUGUCGACAACAUUUUCUUCGUCCUUUCUGGAAAAGUCGCCAAUGGAGGAGUCAGUAUGUGGUGUGAGUUACUGCAGGUUAAUUUUUUUGAUGAAUAUCAACUGGAAGGUGUAUCAGAAGACGCUAAUGAGAUAUGUUUAGAAGUAAAUCCAGAGAAUCUAUCCAGAGCUUUAAAAACCGCACAGAAUGCCAAGUCCGUCAAAAUAAAACUGACAAAGAAGCACUAUCCAUGCCUCACUCUAGCUGCAGAGCUGCCCUCUCUCUCGUCCAUAAGUCGCGUUGUCACCCAUGACAUCCCCGUUGACGUCAUUCCCAGAAGGCUUUGGCAUGAUUUUAAAGAGCCCAGUAUGCCAGACUUUGAUGUUAGCAUAUAUCUACCCCCACUGAAGACUAUGAAGAGUGUGGUAGACAGAAUGAAGAACCUCUCCAACUAUUUGGUAGUGGAGGCUAACCUAAGUGGUGAAAUGAAUCUGAAGAUUGAAACAGAUCUAGUGUCUGUUACAACACACUUCAAAGAUCUUGGCAAUCCUCCAUGGGGUGCCUCACAGUCUCAGAGUCAGAGCAGAGAUGUCGAGGCCAUGGCACAUGCACGAGUGGAUAUUAGGAAACUUCAGCAAUUCCUUAUGGGGCAGCAGGUCAACCCAACCAAGUCCAUGUGCAAUAUUGUUGACAAAAGGAUUAUUCAUUUGAUUCUCCUUCAGGAGGAUGUGUCUCUUCAGUACUUCAUCCCAGCUGUGGCGUAGUGGGAAUGUUUGUAUUCAAAUUUACUUUCCACACUGAUAGAAUAUUCAAAACACAGUAUCUAAUGAACACAUCUGUUAAACGUUUCCCUAUAUAUAUAUAUAAUUUUUUACCAGUUUUUAUUAAAAAUGUUACUCUGGAAUACGUACACUGCUCCACUACUCCACACUAACCAGUUUAAAAUUGAUGUUGUGUAACAUUUUGUAUAGUUGAGAUGCAACUGUUUGUUUUGCAAUAAAGUAAAGAUUGUUAAAGGAAAUGAUCUCUGUAAAAGGCCAUUUCAUAUUUUGUAUCAGUGCUUCUAAUCGAUUUUUGGAAUUUCUAGUUUGAUUUUUUUUUUUUAUUACUUGCCAGAAAUACUACCAGGAACUGGAUCUUUGUUACCAGUAAUAAAUUCUUCCCUUAUCAUUA
Messenger RNA from Pangasianodon hypophthalmus (striped catfish), 1438 nucleotides. It is a transcript of the gene hus1, whose product is annotated as HUS1 checkpoint clamp component. The coding region runs from base 202 to 1029 and encodes 275 amino acids. Gene Ontology annotation, cellular component: nucleolus; site of double-strand break; checkpoint clamp complex. NCBI's taxonomy places the organism in Eukaryota, Metazoa, Chordata, Actinopteri, Siluriformes, Pangasiidae. Gene Ontology annotation, biological process: double-strand break repair via homologous recombination; nucleotide-excision repair; meiotic DNA integrity checkpoint signaling. The transcript is spliced from 8 exons. The record is from RefSeq and is a predicted model, not a curated record.